AUGAUCAUCUUCUACUUCCUAGCACAAAAAUAUAAACAUGCCACCAAACUCCAUCCACCGGGGCCACGGGGGCUGCCGUUCAUCGGAAUUCUGCACCAGUUCGACGUCCGAUCUCCGCACACGUACCUCCGCCGCCUCUCCAACAAGUACGGCCCCGUCAUGUCCCUCAAGCUCGGACUACGGCCAGUCGUUGUGAUUUCCUCAGCAGAUGCCGUGAAAGAGAUCAUGAAAUCACACGACGCCAUUUUCUCCAGCCGCCCGCUUCUUGUUUCCCUGCAGAGGCUCACGUACAACGGCCUAGAUGUUGCGUUUUCGCCCGACAACCAAGUGUGGAGGGAGAUGAGAAAGAUCUCCACGAUCCAUCUCUUUGGCGCGAAGCAAGUUCAAUCAUCUCAGCCUAUUUUCAAAGAUGAAGUGCGGAAGAUGAUGGCGAAGAUUGCUAGAGACGCAUCUUCUUCCACUGUCGUUAACUUGAGCGAGACGAUGCUGUCGCUUUCUAGUAACUCUAUAUGUAGAGUUGCGUUUGGGAAGACCUAUGGAGAUGAAGGCUAUGGAAAGAACCGUUUCUUUGAUCUUCUUCGCGAAAUGCAAUCGCUUCUUGGAGGUUUUUUUGUGGAGGAUUACUUGCCUUGGUUUCGAUGGGUUGAUAGAUUGCUUGGAAUGAACAAAAAGCUUG
Messenger RNA from Salvia hispanica, 676 nucleotides. The record is from RefSeq and is a predicted model, not a curated record. Lineage: Eukaryota; Viridiplantae; Streptophyta; Magnoliopsida; Lamiales; Lamiaceae.